UAAAAGGAUCACUUUUUACUAAAACUCCCACUGCAACAAAAAUUCUAGCGAGUAUAUUUCAUCUACCAAAAUGAAUAUCAUCUUUGUACUAUUAAUCUCACCCUUUGCAUUGUGGAGCAUAGCUAGUGUGACAUCUCUGCAAUGCUACAACUGUAAAGAUAUGAAGAAUAACACAGAAUGCAAUAGCCUUCCAGUUGAAACAUGUGCUCCUUCGUUUAAUGUUUGCUUAGCAACAACAGAGAAGUUGUUUAAUGGUGCAAAAAUAUCCAAAAAGUGUGCUGUGACUGGCGAAUGCAACCAAGUUAAUUAUGAUAUAAAGAUUCUAGCACGCAAAAUGGAAUGUUGUGGAAGUGAUUUGUGCAACAGAGACGCUCCCUGGAAUGGACAAACCGCUUUGCAAAGCAACGUCAUCUUGGCAACAGCAUGUGCUUUGGUCCUUUGUGUCAUCAAGAACAUGUAGAUUGUAUAUCACUUGACAUCAGUAAAGAAGUAAUAAAUGGGAUGGAAUACAGAUGUUGAAGAAAUACAGUUAUCUCCACAAAACGCGUUUCUAAUUUACUGCUUUCCAGAAAAUUUGUUUCUAAUUCAGCGAUCUGUACAAAAUGUCUUUCUAACUCAUUAAUCUGUACAAAAUGUGUUUCUAAUUCAGCAAUCUGUACAAAAUGUGUUUCUAAUUCAGCGAUCUGUACAAAACACGUUUCUAACUCAGUAAUCUGUACAAAAUGUGUUUGUAAUACAGUGAUCUGUACAAAAUGUGUUAAUAAUACAGUAAUCUGUACAAAAUGUGUUUAUAAUACAGUGAUCUGUACAAAAUGUGUUUCUAACUGAGAGUUCUGUACAAAAUGUGUUUCAAACUCAUUAAUCUGUACAAAACGCGUUUCUAACUCAGCAAUCUCUACAAAAUGUGUUUAAAAUACAGUGAUCUGUACAAAAUGGGUUUCUAACUCAUUAAUCUGUACAAGACGCGUUUCUAACUCAGCAAUCUGUACAAAAUGUGUUUCUAAUACAGAAAUCUGUACAAAAUGUGUUUCUAAUACAGCAAUCUGUACAGAAUGAGAUUCUAAUUUAGUGAUCUCUAAACAAAGUGUUUCUAAUUCAGUAAUCUCUACAAAAUGUUUUUGUAAUAUAACAAUCUUAACAAAACCUUUUUUUAAUGAAGUGAUCUACACAAAAUAUGUUUCUAAUGCAGUAAGCUCUACCAAAUGCCUUUCUUAUGCAGACAGCAGAUCUAGGACAUGAUUUCCUUCCACUCCUGUGCUCACUAAAUAUUAUUAUAUUUAGCUACAGUGAAUUGAAACAUUUGUGCAAUUUACUUGUAUUAGCAAAGAUGCUUCCAAUAAAAGUUGUUACGGUUUCAGCAACAUAUGUAGAUAUGCUGCUUAUCCCCCAGCACCAGUAUUCAUUCGCCUGGUAUAUAAAUUGGGCCAGUGAUUAAUUUACACACAUAGCACAGUGUUUGAAUUCUGGUGCAGGGCAUGCGCGGUAUAGGUCCAUAUGACGCUGGAACUGUGUUAGCUUUUACUAGAGAAAUACAAGUAGAUUGCAAAAAUACUUCUUUCCCAAACUGAAAUGCCCUCACUUACACUGCAAUUUCCAAUGUUAUGUGUUUUUUUUAUAUAGGGAUUAAUUGCUAAGGGGAAAUAUGAUGAGGAAUUCAUUGUGGGGUCAUGUUGUUUCUAUUAUUUGCGUUUGCAGGAGCGCAAUAAAUUGCCGCUCCACUUGAAAUCUAACCCUAAACAGGGAGAAAAUCUUACAGUACAUUGUCCCUUUAAUUUUUAAAGGACAACUCAAUGCAGUAGAAUUACAUAAUUAACAUGUGCAUAAUAAAAAGACAAUGCACUAGCAGUUACUCUGAAUUUCAAAUAAGCAGUAGAUUUUUUUCUGACACAUUUAUUUUUUUCUCCCAUUGUCCGGCCCCCUGUAUCAUGUGACGGACAUCAGCCAGUCACAGACUAGUAUACAUAUACCCUGUGAGCUUGUGCACAUGCUCAUUAGGAUCUUGUUCCCCAGAAAGUGUAAAUAAAAAAACACUGUACAAAAUUUGAAAAUGGAAGUAAAUUGGAAAGUUUCUUAAAGGCCAUUAUGUUACAUUUGCUUUUAACAAACCAUGUGCACAUGUCUGCAGUUUUGCAACGAUGUUAAACAUUAGCAAAAGCACUAUUUCCUGUCAUGUAGUGCUUCAGGCAUGUGCACAAUACCUAUCUAUAGAUAUCUCUUCAACAAGUAAUAACAUGAGAAUGAAAUAGGUUUGAUAAUAUAAGUAAAUUGGAAAAUUCUAAAAUUGGGCAAAAGUUGGAAGUGAUGUGCCCUGGGGUUCUGAUUUAACUUCUCUUUAUUCUGUUUAUUAAUGAUCUUUUAAGGAACAUUGAAACUCAACUGUAUUGUUUGCAGAUGAUUAAAGGGAUGAUGAUGAUUAAAGGGAUUCAAGUCCUUUAUGAUUCAAGUAAAGCAGUUUUAAAAUCCUGCUUAGCACUCAAAGGGUUAAAGGGACUAUGGUCUAGAUUUAUGAAGCAGCAGAUGCCCAUUUGCGGGCGUGCAAUAAAUAAGUGGCUGGUUUUUGCUACCGCAAUCUCUGGUUAAUUUUAUAAACAUGCCUCAAAUGUCCCCAAAAUACAUAUUCUACCAUUUUUAUUUUUUAGUAAAAUAACUGCACUAGGCAGAAUUCUGGCGGUAAGGUUGGUGGGAGUGCGGUAAUAGAAAAAAAAAGCACUGAAAAAUGCCUUUACAUUGCCGUCUAUGGAAACUGUGUGUUCCCUGUAAAUUUAUAUGUUAAUACUUAUGUAUAUGUGUAUAUACAUAUCUAUUUAUAUUUGCUGCCAUCGCUGCGCUACUUAACCCCAUUCGCUGUGCUAAGGUUCUGAUGUCGUCUCUCCAUUGGAGUCUAUGGAAGCACGCUCUUGUGAGCUUACGUUCGCAUUGCUCUUAACUAGUAAUACCAGCGCACAAUAGCGUGCGCUGGUUUUACUUCAUGCAGCCUAAUAUCGCUUUCAUGAAAGCGAUAUUUAGCACUCCACUUGUAAUCUAGCCCUUAAUGUCCCUUUAAUAUGUAGCUGUGUGUUUGUAAAUUAGAUUAGCUGAUCACACAUUGAAAACAUAAAUGUAAAAGUAUUAGAUUAUAUAACAAGGGUCCUUUAUCUAAUCUCUGACGGGGACAAUUAGGGACAAAUAUAAAUUAGUUUUUUACUGUCCCUUUAAUUUUCACAUAUAGAAAUUGUAACAGUUGAAACCAGUAGAAAACUAGAACAUUUUGUAUUAUACUAUAUUUCAGGUUUAUUCUUCACAUCUUUUUGGGAUUUGCAGGAAUGUUCUGGGUCAUUUUUAUGUAAUUGUAUUAAAUGACAGCGUAAUGUAUGUUUUAUUUAUGAAGGUUUGCAGUAUAUAAGAAAGUGAAUGAUACUCGCUUUGUGUUGAAAAUCUUUUUUUCACUGCAGUCAGAAAUGUCAUUAAAAAUUAUGAAUGUCAUACUUUAAUAAGCAAAUUGAGCAUUGUAUAUAUUAAUAAAAUAAUUUGAUGUGUAUAAAUAUAUAUAUAUAUAUAUAUAUGUAUAUAUAUAUGUAUAUAUAUAUAUAUAUAUAUAUAUAUAUAUAUAUAUAUGUAUAUCUAUAUUUAUAUACAUACAAGUCUUUAAAGGAAAAGUAAACUAUCGUGCACCUCUAUGCCGCAACGCAAAAUACAUCUAAAAUAAGGUUGGGUUUAAUUCAUGAUUUUUUUUUGUAUUAAUAAAGUUAUAAUUUUACCUUUCAAUCCGCUAUUAUAUAUUGCUGUCACUCUGCCUGGAUAUAAAAAAAUGUUUAUUUUGAAAUAA
Messenger RNA from Bombina bombina (fire-bellied toad), 3805 nucleotides. Its product is annotated as prostate stem cell antigen-like. Bases 71 to 460 code for a protein of 129 amino acids. The transcript has 3 exons. The record is from RefSeq and is a predicted model, not a curated record. NCBI's taxonomy places the organism in Eukaryota, Metazoa, Chordata, Amphibia, Anura, Bombinatoridae.